Messenger RNA from Cheilinus undulatus (humphead wrasse), 1175 nucleotides. It is a transcript of the gene chmp5a, whose product is annotated as charged multivesicular body protein 5a. Gene Ontology annotation, cellular component: multivesicular body. The coding region runs from base 113 to 775 and encodes 220 amino acids. Gene Ontology annotation, biological process: late endosome to vacuole transport via multivesicular body sorting pathway; vesicle budding from membrane. The record is from RefSeq and is a predicted model, not a curated record. The transcript has 8 exons. Lineage: Eukaryota; Metazoa; Chordata; Actinopteri; Labriformes; Labridae.
GCGUCUGAGCCGUUGCUUCCGGGUGUCUUCACAGUGGAUAUCCCUUUGCAAUUCAUGUUUCUAGUAUUUUCUAAGGAAAGCUAACAGAUACGUACCCUUAAAACGUUAAAAAAUGAACAGAAUAUUCGGACGUGGGAAGCCGAAAGCGCCUCCUCCGAAUCUAUCGGACUGUAUCGGCAAUGUGGAUGCAAGGGCAGAGUCCAUAGAUAAGAAGAUUGCCAGACUAGAUUCUGAACUUGUGAAGUACAAGGAUCAGAUGAAGAAGAUGAGGGAUGGGCCUUCGAAGAAUAUGGUGAAGCAGAAGGCAAUGAGAGUCCUGAAGCAGAAGAGAAUGUAUGAAGGUCAAAGAGAGCAGCUGGCUCAGCAGUCUUUUAACAUGGAGCAGGCAAACUACACAAUCCAGACACUAAAGGACACUAAAACAACAGUGGAGGCCAUGAAGAUUGGUGCAAAGGAAAUGAAAAGGGCGUACAAGGAUGUCAAACUUGAUCAGAUUGAUGAUUUACAAGAUCAGCUGGAGGACAUGAUGGAGGACGCUAACGAGGUACAAGAGGCCCUGAGCCGCAACUACGGCACUCCAGAGAUAGAUGAGGAUGAUCUUGAAGCAGAGCUGGAUGCACUGGGUGAUGAGCUGCUGCUGGAUGAUGACAGUUCCUACCUGGAUGAGGCCUCAUCUGCCCCGUCUAUCCCUGAGGGAAUGCCAAGUGACAGCAAAACAAACAAGGACGGCGUUUUGGUCGACGAGUUUGGUCUGCCACAGAUUCCUGCCACAUAAACAGGAGACUGAUUAGAGCUACUGCACUACAACUGAAAACACUUUUUUAAGUAGAGUAACAUUUAUACAUACAAAACUGUUUGACACUGGUUCUGAUGCUGUAUUUGGUUGUGUAUUGUUACCACUACCUUGCUAGCAUGUGGCCUUGUAACAUACCGAACCUUUUUAAAAGUAUUAUUUACUUUUUAUUUUCAUUUCAUCCUCCUGAAUAACACUCUUCAGUCUCAUGAUACAGCAGUGUUACCCUGUAAUAUUUAUUUUUAUUGAUUUUAUUCUAGUUUCAUGUGUUGUUUAGUCAUAAAGAUUUAGUUUGAGUUAUUUUAAGUGGAGAUGGUUUCCACUGAAGCUGAUUGAUGUCUGCAGUUUAAAAUUUGCAAAAUAAACAUGUCAUCUAACCUUU